CGAUCACUGGUUUACUGGAAUUCAAGAUUGAGAGCUGGCCUCCUCGGAGAGUGCGCGCGCAGAGUAUUUAGCUCGUCCUAUCAUUUGAUACAAUUUCCGAUUGCCCGCACCGCCAUGGAACAAGUACAACCGCAACAAGGCGACCUUAACUGGCGCCUCAGCGCUCAUCCAAUUACUCUUAUAUGCUUUCUAGUGUUUCGCAUCGGGGCGCUUCUGAUGUAUUUAUUCGGUGUACUUUUUAUCAAGGACUUUAUCCUCGUCUUCAUCUUCACGCUUCUCCUCCUCUCCGCCGAUUUCUACUACCUCAAAAACAUUGCCGGUCGUCGCCUAGUCGGACUCCGUUGGUGGAACGAAGUGAACGUCACAACCGGUGAUUCGCACAUGGUCUUCGAAUCGUCCGACCCCAACACCCGCACCAUUGCUGCCACGGAUAAGCGGUUCUUCUGGCUUAGUCUGUACGUAGCGCCUACGCUCUGGGUAGGAUUGGCAAUUCUAGCGAUUAUCAAGUUGAGCAGUGUUAUUUGGCUCAGUCUAGUUGCGAUUGCCCUGGUUUUGACGAUUACAAACACCGUUGCUUUCUCCCGUUGCGAUCGGUUCAGCCAGGCUUCGACAUAUGCUACUAGCGCUUUUGGAGGGUCGAUUGUGAAUAAUUUGGCCGGGGGUCUGCUGGGCAGACUCUUCAAAUAAGCUGUCUUUCUUUCAUUUUUCUGAUGCAGUAUGGUGGAUGAUUGCCGUUCUUGACAGCUUGGGGGUAUUGCGUUAGGGAUGGGUACUAGUGCUGGGCUGGAUGGAUGAGCUGUAUCUUACUAUACUAGCAGGAAGUUUUGUUUGAAUAUGAAUGCACUAUAUCCAACGAAGAGUCACCCAAGUACCAAGCCGAUGCCUGACUCGUCUCCGUCUAAAAGGUUCUCCACAAUCACCCACCGCCACGAUGGCACUCACAACAAUGUCUCGUCCAAAAUCACCUAGCUCAAAUCCUAGGGUGCCUCCCAAGCAAUUCCCUACGCAACAGGCCCCUCGGAAUGCGACAUGAAGAAGCCUCAAGUUGGUAUAUCUUUCGUCUGAUUUGAGGUUAAUCCCUGCAACAAGCAAUUCCUCG
Molecule: messenger RNA, 1099 nt
Organism: Aspergillus ruber CBS 135680
Lineage: Eukaryota; Fungi; Ascomycota; Eurotiomycetes; Eurotiales; Aspergillaceae
Product: DUF846 domain-containing protein
Exons: 3
Coding region: 115-687 (190 amino acids)
Biological process (GO): protein secretion; vesicle-mediated transport
Cellular component (GO): Golgi membrane
Source: RefSeq, a predicted model, not a curated record